CCAUUUAGCCCGUAUCUUAGAUAUCUAUUUACCUGUGCGAUUUCCGUAUAGUAUAAUUUUGUAUAAUUUGUGCGUCCAAAAAAAUGUUUGAGUACGAGGCAGAAAAGGAUUAUGGGGAGUGUGACAGUGGAGAUCGUACUGUUGAUUUGACGCUGAAACGCCUCAAGAAUCAUCGCCAACAGGAGGCUCUUUAUUUCACGCUUUAUGGCCGCCUUGAAGUGCAGGAGUGGCUCUUGAAGGAUUCUGUCCGAAAUAAGGCAUAUCGUGAGGCUAUCAUUUGCAACGAGUCCUUCAAAAAUAAGACUGUUCUGGAGGUGGGUUGCGGAAUGGGCCUCCUUUCGAUGUUUGCCGCCAAGGCGGGCGCUAAAAGGGUCCUAGCUGUGGAUGCGGCCAGUAUUACGGACUUUGCCGAACGGAUUGUCCAUGACAAUGGAUAUGCCGAUGUUGUAACAGUGAUGCGGGGAAAAGUGGAGGACAUAGAGUUGCCUGCCGAUAUCCACAAGGUGGACAUCAUUGUUUGCGACUGGAUGGGUUAUUGCCUUUUCUCGGAAAAUAUGCUGAACUCGCUGAUAUUUGCGCGGGACAAGUGGCUGGUGGCCGGUGGUCACAUAUUUCCGGACUCGGCGCAGCUUUAUUUGGCGGCCAUCAAGGGGCGGGAUCAGGACCUCGGUUUCUGGAACGAUUUGCACGGCUUUGACCUGUCCGCCAUCCGGCGAAGAUGCGAAUCCAAGGCUGUCGUGGAGCACGUAACCGGCGAUCAGGUGAUGAGCAAGGUGUGCCUGAUCAAAUCGCUGGACCUUUACAGUGUGCCCCGAAAUGCCGCCAACUUUCAGUCCUUCUACGAACUGAAGGUCAUCCGAAAUGGCUGGGUUCAUGCCCUGGCUGCCUACUUCGAUGUGGGAUUUAGCUGGAGUCCACAAGGGAUCAGCUUUAGUACAUCACCUUGUGCACCUUGGACUCACUGGAAUCAAACUGUUUUCUAUCUGGAAACUCCACUUUUUGUGAAAGCGGGCGAGUCAAUCAAGGGCAUGUUCAGCAUGAAACCCAGCGAGGAAAGCAUCUUCGACUUGAAGUUCGACAUCUUUGUGGAUUUCGAGGGCAGGGAAAAAGCGGUGACCAGCCAACAAUCCUUUGUCCUCUCCAACCCACUUACACUGGGCGAAGUCUAAAAAGGGGAGAACUCACACAAAAUAUCAACGGAUCACAAUAAAAUGAACGAACAGUAAAAUAAACUAAAAGCGAGCCACAUUGCCCG
Molecule: messenger RNA, 1255 nt
Organism: Drosophila elegans
Lineage: Eukaryota; Metazoa; Arthropoda; Insecta; Diptera; Drosophilidae
Gene: Art2
Product: protein arginine N-methyltransferase 8
Exons: 3
Coding region: 84-1169 (361 amino acids)
Biological process (GO): peptidyl-arginine methylation
Cellular component (GO): nucleus
Molecular function (GO): protein-arginine N-methyltransferase activity
Source: RefSeq, a predicted model, not a curated record